Bemisia tabaci is the source of this 7100-nucleotide messenger RNA. RefSeq names its product cell adhesion molecule Dscam2. The record is from RefSeq and is a predicted model, not a curated record. Gene Ontology annotation, biological process: cell-cell adhesion. Lineage: Eukaryota; Metazoa; Arthropoda; Insecta; Hemiptera; Aleyrodidae. Gene Ontology annotation, molecular function: protein binding.
ACCGUCGGGAAGUUCAGUCUCGAAGCUGUUUCGCUGCGGGAGGGGUUGUUGUUACUACCCUCGCUACUCCGAGCGCACCACGCGUCUGUACAUCGGUGAACUCGGGAAAAUUCGCGCAUUUCAAUUUGGCCAUCAAAAAUUCCCGUUAAAUAGACUCAUCGCCGGUUUAAAAUGUUUGAUUUCUACGACGAAGAACGAAAGGACGAAGUGAACUGAUAGUGAUACUAUUUUUAGUUUACAAUGUCAUGCGAGAAUUAUGGUUAAAAUAAAAUUGAAUGUAAAAUAGUCAAAUCUGCAUGCUGAUCUUUUGAUUUCAGUAUAAAAUAUAAACUUUUUUGUUCCGAGCACGUUGAGUAACUUCCGUGACUUAAUUUCAGCCCCUACACACUAAUCUAAGUUGAUCACUCGUUAAAACAGUCAUUUAAUCAUGCUUAUCAUAAAAAAGUGACCUAUACCUAGCUAAAAAAGUAAGAGUGAAAAUACAUCCGGAGACUUUUUGAAUAAUUAUAAAUAAUCGGAUGAUUUGAGAAUUAUUCAGGACUGAUUCGAUUAGUUUUUGUGAAAGUAUUAACUUUAGAAUAACAAGUCUUAAUUGAUUAUUUCUUUAAUAUCGAGUAUCAAGUACACUUAGUAAUAUGGGUACACUUGUGAGAUUUGCUAUCUCAUGCCGGCAAUUUCAGCGAUAGAGGUUGAAAGAUACUUUAAAGACAUGUGAUGAAGUUCUGAGACCUGCAGGACGCUGAACGAUCCAGGGGAAUGAUGGGAGAACCGCCAAUUGCACAGGAAGAAUCAUACAGUGCGUAGUUUUCUGAAUUGAUGAAUAUGAAACGAGCCUUUGUUAUCAUAUCAUUUGCUCUCCUUCUAGAAUCAGGGGUGGAGGAGGCGGCGGCGGGGCUGGAGGAUGCGAUCUCCAUGGAGAGCGAGGGUCCGCAGUUCGUGUCGGAUCCGCGGUCGCCGCUGGAGUUCUCGAACCGGACGGGCGGCGUCCUCCACUGUCCGGUCCGGGGGAGUCCGCCGCCGCGCGUCACGUGGCUCACGGGUGACGGCGCCGUCGCCGCCCCGAUCCGCAACGUCCGGGAGCUCCUCGCCAACGGCUCCCUCUUCUUCCCGGCCUUCGGGCCCGAGAGCUACCGCCACGACGUCCACUCCGCCGUCUACCGCUGCGAGGCCGCCAACACCGUCGGCAAGAUCCUCUCCAAGGACAUCCUCGUCAGGGCAGUGGUCGAACAAAAUUACGAUGUCCAAGUUCACGACGCCUACGUCACGGUAGGCAACACGGCUGUUCUCCGAUGUGUAGUCCCUACAUUUGUCAAGGAUUUCCUUACCGUAACAUCAUGGGUGCAAGACUCAUCCUUCAACAUUUACCCUUCCAUUCAGGACACGGACAGUAAAUACAGGAUGCUACCCACGGGAGAGCUUCUUGUCUAUACUGUAACAGAGGCUGAUUCUGAGGUCUCUUAUCGAUGCCGGGUCGUUCACAGGAUCACUGGCCGGACGACCGAGUCCUCUUCACAAGGCCGUAUCUUCGUCACCGACGCCGACAGGUCUGAGGCACCGAAAAUUAAUGAACGUAUUCCUCAAAUCACUGUUCAUGCGGGCGAUCUGGCCGUUCUAUCAUGCACGAGUCAAGGAGUCCCGCCUCCGUCCUACUGGUGGAUUCGUAACAGAAAAGAAAACAACUUAGCUGAAGAAAUUUCAUCACUAUCAAAUGAUAGGUAUCGUUUACAAGGUGGCAUUUUCAUAAUCCAAAAUGUCGAGGAGGAGGAUGCAGGCAACUAUGCUUGUACUGUGAAUAAUACGGCUGGCAGCGAUCGGAUCCACAUUGAGCUGGUGGUUAUCAGUCAACUUACAGCUCACCUGUCUCCACCAGUAAUCACAGUUGAUAUUGGUCAUAGUGUUGAGUUUACUUGUACUGUUUCUGGUCAUUCGCCUCACAUUAUAUCAUGGUUCAAAGAUGGUCUCCCUCUACAAGACCAUGGCCGUCACAUCCAAUCAUCUGCACCCAAAGGUUCUAUUCUUACAAUUCAAUCUGUCACGAGAGAUUCACGAGGCAUGUAUCAAUGCUUUGUUCGCAAUGACUUUGGGAAUACUCAAGCAUCUGCCGAACUAAAACUUGGAGAUGCAACGCCUCAAAUCAUUUACAAAUUUAUUGAGCAAACAAUCCAGCCCGGUCCUUCUGUGUCCUUAAAAUGUAUUGCAACAGGAAACCCAACUCCUCAGUUCACAUGGAAACUUGACGGAUUCCCUUUACCGCAAAAUGAAAGGAUCUUAAUGGGUCAGUAUGUCACUUUAAACGGUGAUGUAGUGAGCCACAUCAACAUUAGUUCUGUCCUGGUUGAAGAUGGAGGUGAAUACACUUGUGAAGCAACUAAUUCCGUCGGAAGUCUUUUUCACUCUGCUAGAUUAAAUAUUUACGGUAUGCCUCGGAUUCGAUCAAUGCCUAAAAUAACAGCUGUUUCUGGGCAAGAUCUCGUGGUGAAAUGUCCAGUUGGGGGUUUUCCAAUCACGACAAUUACAUGGAAGAAAGAUAACCAUCUCCUGCCAUUGAAUAGAAGACAAGAUGUAUCUCCAGAGGGAAAGCUUACCAUCCGCAAUAUUGAUAGGCAGUCGGACAAGGGCACCUACUCAUGCACAGCAUCAAAUAAGCAGGGGCAGGAAGAUUCUAAAUCUGUUGUAAUUGAAAUCAAAGUUCCGCCGAGAGUAGCUCCGUUUAACUUUAAUCAGGGACUGUCGGUAGGCAUGCGAGCCCAAGUCACUUGCGUAAUUGAAAAAGGAGACCCUCCUUUUACGAUAAAUUGGCUCAAAGAUGCUGUUCUCAUAACACCCACCCUGCCAUUGGCCUCUGAAAUUAAGAUCAUCCCCAUUGAUUCUCGGUCAAGUACUUUCGUCAUAGAAAGUCUAUCUGCCCGCCACUCGGGUAACUUUACUUGUCUAGCGAGCAAUGGCAUUGCCGAGGUUGCGCACACAGCGCCCUUGACCGUCAGUGUACCUCCAACAUGGCAGGUUGAACCUCAAGACCAACAGGCUCCUGAAGGAGUUUCACAGUUCCUGAUUCACUGUCAAGCAGAGGGGUUUCCCAAACCAAGCAUUACAUGGAGGAAAGCUGUCGGAAAUAAGCCAGGCAAGUAUCAUGACAUUCAAAUGCUUGCAAAAGAUACUGACUCAAAAGUCCAGUCAAGUUUCCACUAUCGAACUAAUGGGUCGUUGAUUAUAUAUAAACCGCAAGAGGAGCACGAGGGAUUUUACCUAUGUGAAGCUUACAAUGGGAUCGGUGCAGGGCUCAGUAAAGUCAUUUACUUUAAAGUCAAUGCUCCUGUUCGAAUGGUCACAAAGUAUCGGAAUGUAACAACCAAGCUUGGCUCCAGUGUAACAUUGAAAUGUGAAGUUCACGGUGACCACCCAAUCACUAUUCUCUGGGAAAAAUCAGAUUACACCCUCAGUUCAUCCAUGAAUGAUUACAGAUAUGCGGUAAAAGAGUCCAACACAACUGAUGGUUUAUCAUCUGAGCUUAAAAUUUCUGCUGCAUCCCGCCAAGAUUCUGGACAGUUCUACUGUAUUGCUACCAACCAAUUUGGCAGAGAUGACAUGGUUGUUCACCUAACAGUUCAAGAGCCUCCUGAUUUUCCAAGAAACCUUCAUGUCUUAGAAAAAGGAAGCCGGUUUGUGAGAUUGAGCUGGAGUUCCAGUAGCAGCCAAAAUAAUCAAGUUGCUCAAUAUAUAAUUGAAUAUAAGUUGGAGAAUGGUCCAUGGCGGGAGCAGUUUCCUUCUUUGUCAACUCCAGGAUCUGAAACAGAGCUUCAAAUCUCCAACCUGAAACCUGCAACCAAUUACCAGUUCCGAAUUUUUUCUGAAAAUGAAUCGGGACGAAGUCAAGCCAGCGAUGUUUUGGAUGUAAUGACCAAUGGAGAUAUCCCUGAAGGUCCACCACUAGAAGUCAAAGUUGAAGCCAUCAGUUCUACCCAACUUAAAGUUUCAUGGUUGCCUCCAGAAAAACAUUUAUGGAAUGGUGAAAUUCUCGGCUAUCACAUCGGCUACAAAGAAAAAAAGUUGUAUUUUGAUGUUUACCAGCAUAAGCGUGUUGAGAUGAGCUUGGAAAAUUAUAGUUACUCAACAACUCUCAACAACUUAAAGAAAUUCACCCACUACAUAAUCGUGAUUCAAGCAUUCAAUUACUUAGGGCAAGGACCUGAGUCAGAGGAGGUGGAAGCAAAAACGUUCGAAGAUGUCCCAAGUGCAGCACCUGACAAUAUUCGUUGUACUCCCCUGUCCUCUGAGAGUUUGCAAAUCACCUGGAAUGCCUUACCAGAAGGAUUCGUGCAUGGUGUUCUGAGGGGCUACAAAGUAAUUUGGGAAAACGUUAAUGAGAAUGGAGAUGAAAUCCAGACAGAGACAAAAAUCACCACACAAACAAUCAUCGUGAUUCAUGGCCUGGGUAAAUUUACCAACCACAGCAUUCAAGUUGGAGCGUUUACACAAGUUGGUGAUGGAGUGUACAGCUCACCCUUAUACUGUGCAACAGAAGAGGAUGUUCCUGAAGCACCAGCAGACCUCAAACCAGUAAUAAAUUCAUCCAGCUCAAUCAUUCUAAGUUGGCUGAAACCUUCAAAAACCAAUGGAGUUUUAACAUUAUACAAUCUCUACAUUGAGAGUUUGACCCAAGGCUCAGAGAUAAAGUCCUUCAGAAGGACCUUGCCUCCCGAAAAUACGUGGUAUGAAGCUGAAGGACUAAGCAAAACAAAUAGAUACCAGUUUAGUGUAGCCGCUGGGACCAAAAUUGGAGAGGGGCCUCGCAGCAAAGUAGUCUCUGCAUCACCUUCUACAGAAGUUGGUGCUGCUAUAUUUUCUUUUGGAGCAACGAUUAUUAUAUCAUGGAGACAGGAUGUUCACCUCCUAUGUCAGCAUGUUGGCAAGCCUUUACCAAUUGUCACAUGGAAAAAAUGGGGUCAACCUCUCAAGUAUACCUCUCGUUUUAAACUUGGAUUAGACAGCUCACUGCAAAUAACAAAUGUAUCCCGAGAUGAUAGUGGAAAUUUUUCCUGCCACAUAGAAAAUCCAUUUUCCUCGGAUUAUAUUUCUCACCGGUUAGUUGUGAAAGUUGUGCCUGCCUCUCCUCUCCUUCAUGUCACCAGUAGUACAAAUACAAGUUUACAUAUUCAAUGGAAACAAAGUGAUGACGGAGGAUCGCCUAUCAGAAGUUUUACAAUCCACUACAAAUCAGAACCAGGAAAAUGGACUGAUCUUAAGGUGGAUCGUCAUCUAAGUAGCUACAUUCUGACCAAUCUGUCUUGCGGUACCAUGUACAGAAUAUACGUAACAUCGCAGAACAAAGUAGGAUCCAGUGAACCUAGCCAAGAGGUUGUAAUAUCAACAAACGGUAGUAAGCCUUCACCACCCCCUCAAGAUCGAUUCAUUUUCACGAACUCAAGUUCCGCAAUUCUCUUCUUGGAAAACUGGGUUGACGGUGGAUGUCCAAUCCUGUAUUUUGACAUGGAGUACAAAAAAGUAAUAGAUAAAAAAUGGACCUUAGUUUCAAACAAUAUAGUAUUGCAAAGAAUGUUUUUCAUUCAGGGGUUGCCAACUGGUACCGAUUAUCAGCUUCGAGUGAAGGCUCAGAACAGUGCUGGCCUCACGACAGCUGAAUAUCACAUGAGGAUUUCCAAUGAAGUAGGAGGAACUUUUUCUCCAACUCUAGGAAGAAUCAAUGAUUCAAUCAGUCCUUUGGCAGAUGCGGAAAUUCUCAUAUCAGCGGCCUUAUUUUCAGUGAUAAUUUUCUCAUUUAUGUCAUUAUUAUUCAUCUGUUACAAGCGAGGAUGCAAAAGGGAAGGAGCACCUCAGACAUAUGCCUCACACACGUUUUCUAGCAACACAACUGAAAAAAAACAGCAUAUGAAGAUGCAAGAUCAAUAUUUUACAACUGUGCGGAAACAUUCUUUCUCUUCAGAUAGAGAGAUUUCAACCUUUGAACAAAUCCCUGAGUAUUCAGAGGACAUAUAUCCUUACGCUACUUUCCACCUGAACAAACCUGCUGAGGCUAGAAUCAAAUCUGAUGCAUCCUUACAAACAUUUACAUAUCAUGAUCCACAUUUCACAUCCGCAGAAACAUUGAAAAUAAAAGAGAAUAAUUACCCAAGCGUCAAAAAUCUUCUCCAUAAAAUGAAAUCUCUUAAGUCUGAAAGUGAAGAAUAUGACGAAUCAGAAAGUGAGUCAGAACAUACUAUUUCUGGCCAAGUCGAAUCAGGAUUUAGGUCAAAACAAAGUUUCAAUCGAUUUCAUCGAAAUAGAUUACACAAGCUUGUGUCAAAAAGAGAUCAUUUAGAUUCUUCCCCUGGCCAGAAACGGAUACUUUCUUGCCACAAGCCAAUGUCAAAGGGCCAAAAAUUGUCCAGCAAUGCACAACUGGAUCCUCCGUCAGAAUUCUCUGACACACGCGAGUCAAGUGAAGCUGAACGCAACUUAUUCAUGAACCAAAGACGCCUGGCAGACUUCACAAUUGCAGUUUAAUCAAUGCAAACCAGUGACUGUGACAACAGCGUAGUAGCACAAUCCCUGCCAAUGUGUUUUUUCGCGUUAUUUUUGUUAGACCAACAUUUGGCCUAAUUGAAAGAUCCUGAUCAGGUUCCUGCUAUACUGAUGCAGGGCACUCAUGUUUUACAUUAUUCUGUGAUUUUUUUAAUUAAGUGUUGGAGUCGUUUUUCUCAUAAAAUGAGAGGGUGCUGAGUUUGAAGAAAAAAGCUGACUAAACUUAUUAUUGUGCUCAACUUAUGUUUGUUUUCUGGAAGAUUUUAGAAAACCAUCGUGUUUUUCACUGUUAAAAAUUAUCUCAUUUUGAGGUCAAGAUGUUACGAAAGGUUACCACUGUACUUAUCCUCUCUGGCAUUUCUAUAUUCAGGUUUCCUUUGAUUUUGAUGCAUAUGUGAAGUGGAGUUGCAUAAGACUUUUUACCUUGAAUGAACCUUCUUUUUAUCUGUUUUGUGUUCAUCUCAACCAUCCCUCAAAUGCUUUAAUGCACAAACUCUUGUAAUUACAGUUUACUUAUAGCUCAUUCCGGUACUUGAUUGUUGUUAUUAUUUUUUGAUUGUUUUAUAAAAUUUUGAUACUAA